GACAUCGGGAUGUCCUGAACCCACCAAAAUGAGCCAGACGGAUAAACCACUCGUCUCUGCGCGACACAAGAAAGCAUGUACCGAAUGCAGACAGCAAAAGGCAAAAUGCGACGCAUACCUAAACCCCGAUGCGCCGUGUUCGCGAUGUCGCAAAGUCGGCGCGAGAUGUGUGAUUUCAGAUCCGUUCAAACGAGAACAUAAACGGAAACGAAUGUCGCAGCUCGAGCACGAAGCAGAAGAAUUACGCAAACGACUCAAUGUCAGCAACAACAGUACGAACAACAACAGAUACAAAAUCGACUCUCCGAUUGGCGUGCUGAAUGGAAUACCGGAUUUGAGUCAUACGCCACAGAGCCUAGGAUCGUCGUCGACGAUGGGCACUUCUCCGCAGUCCGUAGAUCCGCUUUCGAUACAUCAGGGACAGGGGGUUGUUAUAAAUGCGAGACCUGCGCCUGUCGUGGUACGGCCGACUCAAAACGAUGAGACGACGUUGGCGAGGAUGGUGAAGGGUGUGAGGGUUGAAGGGAAUGAGAUUGAUGAUAUUUUUCAAUUAUUUUUCCAGGAUUACGCGCCUUUUCUACCGGUUCUGGAUCCAAACACGACACCGAAUGCGUACUUUGAUCAAUCAACGCUUUUAUUCUGGACGGUCACGUUUGUGGCGAGUCGGAACUAUACGAAAAAUCUGACGCUGUUUCCGACACUGGCAGACGCGGUUACCGAAAUGAUAUUGCUGUCAAUGGGGACGAACUCGGCACCCGUGUUCAAGAUCCAAUCGUUCUUAUUAUUUCUGACAUGGCCUCCGCCGCGGUUAGAAAUUUUUUUCCCGCUUAGUGGAUGGUUGUUACACAUUGCUAUGCAGAAUGGACUUCAUAUACCCAUGGCAAGUCACGAAUUCGGACGGAACGUGCGUGUAUCAAGGUCCGAACAGUCGCAGGCGAAUAAAGCCGUUCUUAUGAUGGAUAUGCAGCGUCGCUCUGAACUGUGGGCGUAUUGCGUUAUAGUUUAUCAACGGGCAUGUUUAUCAAAAGGCCAACCGCCGCGGGCAAUGCUGGACCUUGUGCCUGAUUCAGGAAACAAACUGUGUCGGCAGCUAUCGCCCGUGCUUGCCCUGCAAUUGCGAUGCUUGGAUGUUGUGUCCAAAUGUUCGGUUAAUAUAUUUACGACCGGCGUACGGAAUACCUCCUCUGAGCACGAGAGGUCAAUGACUGCAUUGAUCCGAGCGCACGAGACGCAGAUGUACGACCUUGUUGGGCAACUUCCUCCUAAUCAUAAUACGCUCUAUCCCACCAUCGCCCGUCUCCAGAUCCAAGUAUUUUACCUCUACAAAGACCUCACAGGCCCAUACGACAUAUGCUUCACCCGGCUCACCGACACCGCCUGUUCCGUAAUCGACCAUCUGAGAGUCCUCUACGACAAACCCGAGCUCUAUGUCUGCAGUCCCAUUUUCAUCACCAACGCACUCGUAUCCGCCAGCGCAAUUUUAUUACGCUUACUCAAAAGCUCAAUGAGUUCCAAAAUCGACGCCGAAAAGGCCAAGAUAUCAUUCUUCGCGGGGAUAAGCCUAUUAAAACAUAUGGUCCUGGAUGCGAAAGAUCUCGCGUCGAAAUGCGCAAUUGCCUUGACGCAGGUGUGGAAUAGCCCCAAGGCGUUCCGCAAAGCCGACGGAUCGGAGUAUGCCACGUUACGGAUUCGGAGUCGACUUGUAAUGUCGCCUGUGAUUGAGCUGGCGUGUUGGUGGAGGGAGGAGUUUGAGAUGGACGAUGACGACGAUGCUGCUAACGACAAUACUACUAACCCUGCGUUCGGGGAGAAUGAGAUGCAGCCGAAUCUAACAGAUACAGUCAACGAUCUAGGAACAGAGUUCCAAUUUCUAAACGACGAGUUUCUGACGGAUUUUGAAUGGGCGUUUGAUAAUGAGUAUCUGCUUCCGACUGAAGCGUACAGUGACGUUGCGUGGCUGGCAAACGCGACUGCAAGCGCAAACAGUUUGCCGCCGAUAUGACCUGACAACGUACAAUGGAAAUGGUCUUAUCGAUCGAUUCGGAAGAAUACAGGCGCUAUACCCCGAUUAAGCAGGUGGAAGAAAUUAGGUUUUGUUGCUCGCCGGUUCCGAGGUGUAAGUUUACUCUCCACCGGAUACGUUUCUAGAACGGCGGACCGACAACAGUGAGACAACGCUACCAUCAAGACUGCAUGCACACCCACGCGAUAAGUACGGCCUCAAAAUACGAACACGCUAUUUACAUAUGGGUGAUGGAGUACAACCCAAGACUUUUCCAACAGCCUAUAAGCAUCCGCCAAUGACACGUACCAGUGUGACUAGGGCCAAUUCUUAUCGCCGGCUAGCCACAACCGUGACAGUAGAGCAGAGUUCAUGCACACGCCUUGCUACGGCAU
Talaromyces stipitatus ATCC 10500 is the source of this 2397-nucleotide messenger RNA. RefSeq names its product C6 transcription factor (Leu3), putative. The coding region runs from base 29 to 2002 and encodes 657 amino acids. Gene Ontology annotation, biological process: regulation of DNA-templated transcription. NCBI's taxonomy places the organism in Eukaryota, Fungi, Ascomycota, Eurotiomycetes, Eurotiales, Trichocomaceae. Gene Ontology annotation, cellular component: nucleus. The record is from RefSeq and is a predicted model, not a curated record. The transcript has 7 exons. Gene Ontology annotation, molecular function: transcription cis-regulatory region binding; DNA-binding transcription factor activity, RNA polymerase II-specific; zinc ion binding.